CAACACCAAAAUGUUUCGAAUCAUUUUAAUCUUAGCGCUGAGCAUUGCAAUCCGCGCAGCAGUUCCUCCGACCAACAUCACAGCCUCCCCCUUUGCAUGGAUUCUGGACGUUGCCGGGGUUCCACUGGACAAACUGAAGGAAACGCGUCUCCAUCCGGCGAUCAAUGUUUUCAGCGAAGACAUCAUCCUUCCGGAUAGAUUCGACGCGCGGGAAAGGUGGCCUGAGUGCGGCAGCUUGAAAGAGAUCCGCACUCAAGGAUGCUGUGGUUCGUGCGCGUACGUCUCGGGGGCGUCGGCCAUGACCGAUCGGUGGUGCAUCCAUUCCAAGGGCCAGCAGCACUUCGUGUUCGGGGCGUUCGAUUUGCUGUCCUGUUGUUAUGCUUGCGGAGGUGGCUGCACUGGCGGUGGCAUUCCCGGACCAAUUUGGACCUACUGGGUGAAGCAGGGCGUUUCGAGUGGCGGACCGUUCAAUUCCGACGAGGGUUGCCAUCCGUAUCCGAUGCCACCGGUUUGUCCGUCCAAGGAAGACCAUCCGGAUGAGCCAAACUGCUCUCGGCAGUGCCAUCAGGGUUACAAUGUAACCGAUUGUACGAUGGAUCGUCGGUUCGGUCGGGUGGCGUACUCAGUGCCGGCUGAUGAGCGGAAGAUUAUGGAGGAGAUUUUCGUGAACGGACCGGUACAGGCGGUGUUCCAGUGGUAUGCCGAUAUUGUGAACUAUUCCGGAGGAGUUUACAGACAUAAGACGGGACAUUUGAAGGGAGGACAUGCGAUCAAGCUGAUCGGAUGGGGAGUGGAAGAUGGCACCAAAUAUUGGCUGGUAGCAAACUCAUGGGGCAAGGUUUGGGGAGACAACGGCUUCUUCAAGAUUGUGCGGGGUGAGAAUCAUUGUGGAAUUGAAGAAAAUGUACAUGCAGGGCUGCCAAGUUUUGUGCAAUAUAAUUAAAUGAA
Armigeres subalbatus is the source of this 948-nucleotide messenger RNA. RefSeq names its product cathepsin B-like. The record is from RefSeq and is a predicted model, not a curated record. Bases 11 to 943 code for a protein of 310 amino acids. The transcript has a single exon. Gene Ontology annotation, cellular component: lysosome. NCBI's taxonomy places the organism in Eukaryota, Metazoa, Arthropoda, Insecta, Diptera, Culicidae. Gene Ontology annotation, molecular function: cysteine-type endopeptidase activity.